Pochonia chlamydosporia 170 is the source of this 834-nucleotide messenger RNA. RefSeq names its product phosphotransferase enzyme family domain-containing protein. The record is from RefSeq and is a predicted model, not a curated record. The coding region runs from base 1 to 834 and encodes 277 amino acids. Lineage: Eukaryota; Fungi; Ascomycota; Sordariomycetes; Hypocreales; Clavicipitaceae. The transcript has a single exon.
AUGUCAAAGGAUCUUUUGGCUUCAAUGAUGCACAGAGAUCGGACCAAGGCACUCUUUGGGGAUUCACCACCUCCUCCACGGGAGCACGCCGCGUAUCCUGAAGGGGAGAUAAUCUACCACUUGGGCAAUCGAUACGCUGUACGCCACGGCGACACAGUCACGAAAUACACCACAUUCCCCCCAGGCAUGGGUCGGAAUCCUGAACCCAACGAGGCGGUAGCGCUUCGCUUCAUCAAAGAGAAUACCUCAAUUCCAGAGCCCAAGGUGUUUAGCUGCGACUGGGAUCGCAUCACAAUGGAAUAUGUCGAGGGGGAGACUUUACGAGACGCAUGGCCUCAGCUUACUGCCGACCAACGCUCCAGUAUCUUGGAUCAACUCAAAGGAUAUAUCUCGCAGAUGCGUAACUUGUCUGGGACAGUUCUCUGCCGAAUCGACGGCGAGGGUGCUCUAGUCACCGGUUUCUUUACCCGGUCAGGUGGUCCGUUUCGCAAUAUGGCUGACUUUCACAAUUGGCUUGUUCGGGUCCCAGGCGCAUUGAAGCCCCAAUCAAUGUUCUGGCACCAGGUAACGGCUCAACUUCAUGAUGACUACGGCAUCGUGUUCACGCAUGGAGAUAUUGCUGCAUGCAACAUCAUGAUACGUGACGGUCGUAUUGUCGCCAUCUUGGAUUGGGAGGCUGCUGGAUGGUAUCCGGAGUACUGGGACUACGUCAAUACCAUGUCUGGUUUGGAUCGUAUUGACUGGGAGUCACUGGGUAGCCGCCUCCCGAGUCUCUUUGAUAAGCACUAUAAUCUGGAAUACAUUCUGAUGACCUUCAUUCACAACAUUGGCUGA